Messenger RNA from Necator americanus (New World hookworm), 621 nucleotides. RefSeq lists its product as uncharacterized. Bases 1 to 621 code for a protein of 206 amino acids. The record is from RefSeq and is a predicted model, not a curated record. The transcript is spliced from 6 exons. Lineage: Eukaryota; Metazoa; Nematoda; Chromadorea; Rhabditida; Ancylostomatidae.
AUGUUGUACGUCGUGGUUCUGCUAUCUUUUGCCACGAUCGCUCAUUCCCAAAUGGUUCGGCAAUGCACAUGCCAGGAAUUCGAGCCGUGUAAAAAUACAGCGGCCGGGAACAUUAUGCAGUGUGCUGACCAAUGCCAGGGCCAAAUAACCUCACUAGGUGCCUCGUAUCCAGCCUUGAGAGGUUGUCUAAUGUCAAAGCAAGCAAUGCUCAACUCUGCUAUCGGCUGCCAAACCCAACAGUUAGCCGGAGCAUGUGCGGCAGGUGGAGGUGGAAUGGUUCCAAAACGGUACCCAGAAACAUUGAAGUUAGCCGCUUACGCUGAGAUAAAUUCCAUGCUAGCUAGAUCGGGCAUCCAGGCAGAGGCAAAAGGUUACUUAGCAGCCGGUAAGAAGUUCGCCACCUGCAUCAUGAAAUGCAUGGAACGUGGUUCGGGCAACUGUUUCAAAAAACUUGGGUGCGGUUUGGCUCUUCCUCCCGACAACGUCCUGGUUCAGUCCUCUAAACAGUGCGCCAUGCGCAGCGGUUUUAACACCAACGGAGUGCGUGAUCUGUGCCAAUGUAUUGCUGGUGCUGGCGUCAGAGGUCUCGCUCCACUUUGCGCAAGAAUCCAGAUCUCAUAA